GCAGCGCAGACGACGAAGGUGGUGUGGUGGUGAUUCCGAAGAGGAGAAGGCACACCACGAGCACAAGGCAGGCAGGCAUGUCGCUCAAGGCAUGGCUCACACGCCAGACCACCAGCGUGGACAAGGGCAAUGAGGAGGAUGAGACCAAGAAGAAGACGAAGAAGGAGACACCGUCAGAACAACUCGGAGUGCCGCCUGUGUCUCUCAAGGAUCGCUUGAAGACGCAGACGAAGCCUCAGCCAAGCGCAGCUGCUCCAGGCUCCCUCAAAGAUCGCUUGAAGCUGCAGGCACAACAGGCUGGCCCAACACCGAGUGCGGCCACUGCCCAUUCGUUAGCAGAAGCGAAAAGUGGAGGCAGCAAUGGCACCGGUAGACGAAGGAGCAGUAGCAGCGGUAGCAGCAGCGACGGCGACACCGCGGAGGCUGCGAAGAAGCAAACGCCCAAACCCCACAAGCCGCAUCGCAAGCUGGAAAGCAAGCUUGAAGACAACGGGCCCAUCUCCGCAUCCCCUCGAGCAUCGUCCACCACGUCGUCAUCGGCGUCCCCAGCUGCCACUCCGCAGCGCGCAGCGCAACAGCAGCCGCCCCCGCUGCCACGCGAGCCCAUCCCUCCGUUUGUGCACUUUGCAGUCAAGCACAGGAAGAGUGUGAUGGAGAAGAACCCAAAGCUCACUUAUCUCGCUGCGAACAAAGUGCUGCGGGACAUGUACAUGAAGCAGCCGGCGGCGGUGCGGCAGCCGCUCGAGGACACGUACCAGCAGGAGCUCACAGCGUGGCGCAGGCAGCAGCAGAGGAAGAAGAAGAAGGCAGCGGGGGCAGAGGGGGAUGAGAAGAAGGGGGAUGCCAGCGGCGCCAUGGACGAGGAGAGCGAUCACGAGGUUGACGUGCUGGUGGAGAGCGAUGAUGGUGCUGAUGACGAUGCAGACUCAAGGGACACGCACGCGACGCGCAAGGACACGGGCCGCAAGGCAGCGGCAGCAGCAGCAGCGAAGACACAGCAGGCGAGCAAGCGGAAGGCGACCAGCAAGGCAAAGCCUGCAGCCAAGGGCGCGCGUGCCUCUGCAGAGAAAGCAGCGAACAGUGACGACGCGGGGAAGAAGGCGAAGCGAAAGCCAGCAGCGAAGAAGAAGGGCCAGGACAAGGCAAAGAAGGCCAAGACACUUGACAGCUUUCUCAGGCCAAGGGACCCGACGCAGCCGGUGAGUUUUCCCGAGCGGACAGAGAAGCUGUCGCUGCGACAGAAGAAGUUUUUGUCAAAAGCGGAACGCGAGCAGCUGGCACGCGAACGCGCAGAGGAGAAGGAACGCAAGAAGCUGGAGAGAAAGAAGAAACUGGCGGCGCAGCGGCGGGCAAAGGAGGAGGAGGCGCGACGGAAGAAACAGGAGAAGAGCGCUGAGCCCUUGAACGACGAGGACUUUAAACACAACCGCUCGCUGCCGCGCGGACGACGAACACCAACGCGGUUCCAGGGAGAUGCGUUCACACACGCGAUGAUGGUGCUUGAGUUUGUAACCAACUUCAGCAAGGGCCUCCCCUCAGCAGACCACGUCAAGUCCCUCUCCAUCGAAUCCCUCGAGGCUGCGCUGUUCAACACAGAUGACCCGACCCCGGCAAACGCCAUCCUCGCCAACAUUCUCAUUGCUCUCCUUGAAAUUGACGAUGGCCCCUGCGCAACAAACGUUGACAUUGGCUGUGGCAUUGACGUCGCCGACCUGCCCCUCAACAAAGAAACCGCAUCAGAGGUGCUGCGGCGGUAUCUGCUUGCCAUGCCCUCGGAGUACAUCCCCUGGCAACCCGAUGGCAUCACACAGAUUCUUGCAGAUGGCGACUUUGCAAUGCUUUCCCCAAACCAAAAGAUUAAGGUGCUUGCGUUCCUAUGCGAUCAGCACAUGGACAACGACCACGUUGUUGAGGUGCUUGAAGAUGCGCAGGAGAAGAUUACGGCACAGAAGCGAAAGCGCUUUUACCUCCAACGCGAACGUGCCGCUGCUGCACGUACACUCAAGGACCUCAAGUCCGGCAAGGCCCAGGUUGAGAGCGAUGAGGCGCUUGCGCGGCGACUGGCCGGCCUCUCCAACACGCGCAGCACCCCGUCCAGCGAGGCAGAGAAGGCGCUGACCAAACUGGAGGACGACCUGCACAAUGCGGAGACGAAGCUCGCUGAUCUGCAGUUUGCGUGGGGCCCGCGCUGUGUUGGCCGAGACAGGGACUUCAACUCGUACUUUGUGUUCACGUGCAUGCACGGCCUGUACCGUCGCUCCGCCCACACCACCAUGCGCACGGACGAGGACGACGGUCAUGGUCAUGGUCAUGGUCAUGGUGACGUGUGGCGGGUGUACAUUACGCGCGCGGAGCUGGACGAGCUGCUGGAGACAUUGGACCCGCGCGGGCGACGAGAGAAACAGCUGAAGACUGCGGUAGGCGCAAUCCUGUCCAAGGAGUACCUCACGUGCCUCUCCCACGCAGACCUCAACCAGGUCACCAGCAACAACAACGACGACGGCGACGACGACGAGGAUCGCAUCGCCGCAGCCCCUCUGCAGGAUGCGGCGGCAAUUGAGGAGAAGCUCCUCGAACAAACGCGCGACGACGUGCGCGACACAUUCACAAGCCUUGUGGAGCAAGGCAUUGACAGCGUUGUUGACGUUGGUGACAAGAUCACAGAGGCGCAGACAUACGCUGAUCUUGCGUCAUGCAUCCACACCAUGCUGCAACGCCUUGAUGACACGUGGCUGCAAGAGCCGAUUGGCAGCGCAUCAGACAAAUUGGAGCUCUUUGAAUCAUUCCCGCGCAUGUGCGAGGAAUGCACUUCUGCAUCUCAGGUCCAAGUGUUGAACCACCUGCUGUACAACUCGAUCAAAUGGGACGCCGCAAGCACGCAGCGACGGUCUGCACGCUUGCAGCGAUAUCCGUCACACGAGCCGCGGCGAACAACCCGACGCGCAGCUGCAGUGGCGUCGGCCAGGCAACGCGCCAUGAUCGAGGCCUGGGACCACGACGACGACGAAGAGGAGGAGGAAGACGAAGAGGAGGAGGAUACGGAGGAGGAGGAGUCGAGUGGCAGCAGUGGCAGCGACGAUGAUGACGAGGAAGAGAGCAAUGAUGGCCGGCGGCGCAGCAGUCGCACAAGCUCGCGCUCAUCUCGUCGCAGGACGUUUUCACCGCCGCGGGAAAUCCAAGGCGUUGCUGUGAACACGUCGCACACAGCCAGUUCGUCGCGUGGCGGUCGGGCGGUGAAGGAGAUGCAGUGCUGUGAGGCGAUUCUGAAGAGCUUACGCAAGUGCGAGCACGCGUGGCCAUUUCUCACUCCCGUCACAGAGAAGGAGGACCCUGACUAUGUGAAGCACGUGCAAAACCCCAUGGACUUUCAAACCAUCAUGACACAGCUCGACGCGCGACAGUACGUGAAUGCGCAGACGUUUGCUGUGGAUGUGCAGCGUGUUGUGGAUUGCUCCCUUGGCUACUAUCUCCCGGAGACUGAAGAAUACGCGGCCGCACUGGCCAUUGAGAAGGAGUUUCACCGGUUGUGGAAGGAGGCGUUUGGCGAGCGCCAGCCAUUGCCACAGACAAGCGUUCCAGAUCGAACCUUGCCUGAAGACCAAAGCGACAGCACAUAAAGUAGCAAGAACCACAAGA
This is a messenger RNA of Salpingoeca rosetta, 3636 nucleotides long. RefSeq lists its product as uncharacterized. Gene Ontology annotation, molecular function: protein binding. NCBI's taxonomy places the organism in Eukaryota, Choanoflagellata, Craspedida, Salpingoecidae. Bases 78 to 3617 code for a protein of 1179 amino acids. The record is from RefSeq and is a predicted model, not a curated record. The transcript has 28 exons.